GCAAAAAGCACAAGGUCUAGUUUGCCGUUGAUCUUUGAACAGAAUGGAUAUAAUUCAAUUGGUCUUAUUCUCUUUGUUGGGUUCUUUGUUAGUUGAUGGAAGCACCAAGGCCAAUGGAAACAAGCAUGUUAAAACCAUUAUAGGUGCUAUUGUAGAUGAACGUUCCCGUAUUGGCAAAGAAGAAAGAAUAGCUAUGGAAAUUGCAGUGGAUGAUUUCAAUAGCACCAGCAAUCAAAGUUUCAUUCUGCACAUAAAAGACUCAAGAGGGGAACCCUUCAAUGCAGCUCUUGCAGCUCAGGAUCUUAUCAACACACAAGAAGUACAAGUAAUUCUUGGACCUCAGACUUGGGAAGAGGUGUCUCUAGUUGCUGAUAUAAGCAGUCAGAAUUCUGUUCCCCUUCUUUCUUUUGCUGACAAUAUUCCGAAACGGGGUGCAGAAAGAUGGCCUUUCCUACUCCAAGCUUCUCCAAACAAAUAUGCCCAAAUGAAAGCCGUUGCCGCAAUUGUGCAGUCUUGGAAUUGGUUUCGGGUCACUGUGCUAUAUGAAGAUUCAAUGGUGGAUGGAGUCAUUCCACAUCUCUAUGAUGCCCUGAGAGAUGUAGGUGCAGAAAUUAGCCGCGUUAUAGCCCUUUCUCCUUUUGAUUCUUCUUCUUCUUCUUCCUUGUCAGAAGAUCUUGAAGGUCUUAAACAAGAGGACUGUAGAGUCUUUGUUGUUCAUGCUUCCUUAUCAUUGGCUGUGCGCCUAUAUGAAAGAGCAAAGGAAAUGAAUAUGAUGGAAGAGGACUAUGUAUGGAUCACUACAGAUCCCUUUACAAGCCUUGUCCAUUCCAUCAAUUCCUCUAUUAUCUCUUCAAUGCAAGGAAUUGUGGGAGUCAAGAGCUACUUACCUGAAGCAGGACAGUAUUUUCAGGAUUUUUAUAAUCGAUUUCGUAGCAGGUUUAACAGACAAUAUCCUGAGGAGAAUAACAGUGAUCCAGGAAUUUUUGCGGUGCAAGCCUAUGAUGCCAUCCGAAUGGUGGCUUUAGCAACUCAUGAAGGUAAUUACAGAGGGAAAGACUUAUUAGAAAGAGUUCUGCUUACUGAUUUUCAUGGCUUAUCAGGAAAAGUUCAAUUCAUUAACAUGAAAGCGGCUCCAGCAUAUAGGUUUCAGAUCAUAAAUGUAGUGGGAAAGUUAAGUUACAGGGAACUUGGGUUUUGGUCAAAUGGCUUAGGCUUCUCUAAGACCAUUGAUGAUGGUGCUACUCGUAGCUCUUCAAUGGAUGAUUUGGGGCCAGUGAUUUGGCCAGGGGGAUCUAGGCAUACUCCAAGAGGAUGGUCUCUACCAACAAGUUCCAACCCACUAAAAAUUGGUGUGCCUGCAGGAUCAGGUUACAAAGAGUAUGUGAAAGUGGAAAAUUCCUUGGGAAAUAAACCUUCUUUCACUGGUUUUGCAAUUGAAGUCUUUGAAGAAACACUAAAACGCUUGCCUUUCAACUUGCCAUACAAUUUCAUUCCCUUUAAUGGCACUUACAAUGAGCUGGUGGAACAGAUUCAUCUAAAGGAGUUUGAUGCAGUUGUUGGGGAUGUCGCAAUAGUUUCCAACAGGUAUCAGCAUGCAGAAUUCACACAUCCCUACACUGAAACCGGAUUGGUGAAAAUAAUUCCUACUCGACCAACAUCCUGUAGUGCAUGGCUAUUCUUGAAACCCUUCACGAAACUUAUGUGGGUUUUAAUUGCAGCCAUAAACAUCUAUAAUGGCUUCGUUGUCUGGCUGAUAGAGAGAAAUCACUGCCCUGAACUCAAAGGUUCCAUUGCUAAUCAAAUAGGUGUCUUGUUUUGGUUAUCCUUCACCACUCUUUUCUCUUUGCAUGGGGAAAAGCUGCACAGCAAUUUAUCAAGAAUGUCAAUGGUGACAUGGUUAUUCAUGGCAUUGGUCAUAACACAGACAUACACGGCAAACCUCGCCAGCGUGCUGACUGUCCGGAGGCUUGAACCUGACGCAGUAAAUGCCAAUGCAAUGGUGGGAUAUUGUAGAGGUUCCUUCGUGCAAAGAUAUUUGGUGGAAGUUCUAAACUACCAACCCCAAAGAUUGAAGAACUAUACCACAAUAGAAGAAUAUGGUCAAGCUCUAAAGAGCAAGGAAAUUGCUGCUGCCUACCUUGAAGCUCCAUUGGCCAAUUUGUUUUUGGCAAAAUAUUGCAAAGGCUUCGCCAAAGUUGGGCCAACAUAUAAAGUUGGAGGAUUUGGAUUUGCGUUUCGAAGAGGAUCUCCAUUACUUGCAAGCAUGAAUAAAGCUCUACUGGAGGUAUCUGAAAGUGGAAAGCUACUAGAACUAGAGGACGGCAUCAUUGUAUCAAAUGAUCAGUGCAAAGACAUGGAAUUGGAAGAUGAAAAUCCCAGCCUUGGUCCUGGAUGCUUCAGGGUACUCUUUAUAAUAACUGGAGGGACAUCAUCAAUUGCCUUAUUGCUCCUCAUUUUACACAAAGUUGAUUCAGUGUUCAAGCACACAUCAAUGUGGAAAUUCAUGUGGGAUGUAUUGAAGCAUCUGAGCUUUCCAAGGAAUCGAUUCGUGAGAAAAGUAAGUGAUUCUGAAAUCCAUGGAAAUACUUUUUCAAAUACAUCAAAUACACAGUCUGGAAUUCAGAUAUGCUAAAAUCUGUUGAUAGAGGGAGGAAUAUAGAUUUUUUAUCUUAUUUUGUUCUAUACAUUGUAACAUUGUUUGUAAAUAUUACUAAUUUUUCUUUUUUA
Molecule: messenger RNA, 2727 nt
Organism: Ricinus communis (castor bean)
Lineage: Eukaryota; Viridiplantae; Streptophyta; Magnoliopsida; Malpighiales; Euphorbiaceae
Product: glutamate receptor 2.7
Cellular component (GO): plasma membrane
Molecular function (GO): signaling receptor activity; ligand-gated monoatomic ion channel activity
Source: RefSeq, a predicted model, not a curated record